Messenger RNA from Monopterus albus (swamp eel), 4683 nucleotides. RefSeq names its product ubiquitin specific peptidase 10 (gene usp10). Lineage: Eukaryota; Metazoa; Chordata; Actinopteri; Synbranchiformes; Synbranchidae. The coding region runs from base 307 to 2955 and encodes 882 amino acids. Gene Ontology annotation, molecular function: cysteine-type deubiquitinase activity. The transcript has 15 exons. Gene Ontology annotation, biological process: DNA damage response, signal transduction by p53 class mediator; protein deubiquitination; regulation of autophagy. The record is from RefSeq and is a predicted model, not a curated record. Gene Ontology annotation, cellular component: nucleus; cytosol.
UAACCACCGGAAGUGUUUGCCGUUAUUCCUUGUACUCACGCUGUAACUACAACCAACCGACCGCGCGCUGGCUUUGCUAGCAAGCGAGGAAGAUGCUAGAUAGAAAUGGCGGUGACAGCAAGGCGAUCAGCAUGAAGUGCUGAUGCUUUACAUGGGUCAAAAUUUGCGAGUGCCAGGACAACGUUGGGAAAAUGACAAUGACUUCGGAGUAGGACAUCUUUUGUAACUGUCAUUACAAACCUGCAACAACUUCCCGGGAGAGUUUUCAUCUUGUCAGCGGGGGAGAGAGAGAACCUCACCGGGAGCAUGGCUUCUUACAGCAACCAGUACAUCUUUGGGGAAUUCAGCCCUGAUGAGAUCAAUCAGUUUUUUGUGACGCCACGUUGUUUUGUUGAGCUUCCUCCAUUCAAUGACAAAGUUCCAUGCGUCAGUCAGUCUUCUGGAAGUUACUGCACUCCUGCGGUACCUUAUAUUAUGGAGUCUGUUGGACUGCAGGUUUGCGCAGAAGACUAUCAGCGCAUUGAGUUUGGUGUUGACGAGGUGAUGGAUUCCAAGACUGUUGGGGUGAAUGAUCCUUUAUUCAAGGUGUCAAGCACCCUCAACCCCCAGGCUCCAGAGUUCAUCCUGGGCUGCCAGACAGCCCAGAAGGCCCAGCAGACAGCUCCUCCAGCAGCUGAUGUCCCUGAUGGAACCCACUUCAACUCGCUGGAUGGCCCUGACUCUGAGGCCUCAGCCUUGGACAAUCACCAGACCUGCCAGGACAUGGACGGACUCCCUGGCAGCCUGGGACAGCGAGAGAGGAAGAAAAAGAAAAAGCGGCCACCAGGGUACUACAACUACCUGGACCCGUCAACUGGCGGCAGCAACAACAGCAGUGCAGCAGAUGGAAUGCCUGUGACAGCACUGGUGAACGGACAUGCACUCGGUGGCCCACACCACAGUGUUGAGGAUGUGGAUGGUAAGGCAUUGUCAGGGGCUGAACUUUGCACCCCUGGACCUGUCUCCACAGCAGCAUCAGCAGCUGCUGUGGUAGCAGCCAAUUUCCCCCCCUCCUCCACUGCCAAUCAGAGGACUUGUGAUAGCCCUGAUGACUCUUCUUUGGACUUAACAAGUGGAGCUGCCUCUUUAUCAGAUGGCAACAAUGCAACUUCCCCCUCUUCAUCCUCCUCUCAAAGCAGAGGGAUGACAGAGGGGCCGAGGACUGCAGAGCAGCAGCCAGAUCAUUUGGCUCCACAGAGCCCUGAACUUUCAGAUACUCCGCACAGCCCCCUGUCCAAAUCACCAGUUUCUUCCUCACCUGCUGUGGCCACCCCCUCUGUUGCCACUUCCAAUACAACUACUGAACUCAAGGGAGGGGACGUAGAAGACAGUGGGGUGGCCAAUGGGCUCGCAGAGCCUGAUACUCCCAUCAAUACAGAUGAACACAAAGAAGACUGGGAGAGUGGGGAUCAGGCUCAGCAGGUCUCCUCUGACAGUGCUGCUCAGCCAGUAGUGACAGAGCAGGCCCAUUCACCUGCAAUUCCAGCUGCACCUACUGCCAGCCUCCCCAAAUCUUGGGCUAGUCUCUUCCACAACUCGAAGCCUCUGCCUGGGAGCCCUCAGGCCUUUGUGGAGGUAAAGAAUGUUGUGGAAGUUGUCUCUCCUUCCCUUGCCACACCAGAGCAGCCUGACAAAGUUGGGGAGGUCAAAGACAGCCCUGUCCAUGUAUCAGAGGAUCCUAUGGCCCCUAAACUUGCAGAACUUAUUGAGAAUGUGAAGUUGAUACAUAAACCAGUGUCUUUGCAGCCGAGAGGACUGAUCAACAAGGGAAACUGGUGUUAUAUCAACGCUACCCUGCAGGCCCUAAUUGCUUGCCCUCCCAUGUAUCACCUGAUGAAGUCCAUUCCCCUGCACAGUGAAAUGCAGAGACCGUGUUCCUCCACACCCAUGAUGGACAACUUCGUAAGGCUGGUGAAUGAGUUCAACAAUAUGCCUGUGCCAUCAAAAGCCAAACAGCAAGCUGUUGGUGAUAAGGUCAUGAAAGACAUUCGGCCUGGUGCACCUUUUGAGCCAACUUACAUUUAUAAACUCCUCACUCUCAUCAAGUCGAGUCUCUCUGAGAAGGGCCGACAAGAAGAUGCGGAGGAGUAUCUUGGCUUCACUCUCAAUGGAUUGCAUGAGGAGAUGCUGGCAUUGAAAAAACUAAUCUCGCCUCAGGAAGAGAAAGCUCCCACACCCAACGGGCCUGAAUCCCAGCCAGGUGAAGAGGACAUUGUUGCUGAUAAGGAGGAAGAAGAAGAAGGUAGUGAGGAUGAGUGGGAGCAAGUGGGCCCCCGAAACAAGACUUCUAUCACUCGCCAGUCUGACUUUGUUCGCACACCGAUCACUGAUAUCUUUGGCGGGCACAUCAGAUCGGUGGUGUAUCAACAAAACUCUAAGGAGUCAGCCACUCUGCAGCCGUUCUUUACCCUGCAGCUGGACAUCCAGUCCGAGAAGAUCCGCACUGUUCAGGAGGCUCUGGAAACCCUGGUGGCACGAGAGUCUGUCCAGGGCUACACUUCAAAAACCAAGCAGGAGAUUGAGAUCAGUCGGAGAGUAACUCUAGAAGAGCUGCCACCUGUGUUAGUGCUCCAUCUUAAGAGAUUUGUUUUUGAAAAGACUGGAGGUUGCCAGAAACUGACCAAGAACAUCGAAUACCCAGUUGAUCUGGAAAUCAGCAAAGAUCUCUUGUCCUCUGGAGUACGAAGCAAAGUUGUGAAAGGCCAAAGAACUUACAGGCUCUUUGCAGUUGUCUAUCACCAUGGGAACAGCGCAACAGGCGGUCAUUACACCACGGAUGUCUUCCACAUCGGUCUUAACGGCUGGCUGCGCAUCGACGACCAGGCAGUGAAGGUCAUCCACCAGUACCAGGUGGUGAAGCAGACUGCGGAGCGCACCGCCUACCUGCUGUACUACCGCCGUGUUGACCUGCUGUAGACGCACACACGUCCCAACAUACACACCAGACCACCUGUAUACAUUCACAUCUGCGCACAACACAUACAUGCUCAGAAUGCGCUUGCUGACAUUACAGUACAUCUACAGGAUGCAAACAUACACCAAACUAAUGAACAGGAACACUGCCCAACUUGUUCUCUUGCAAGAUUUUCCUCUACUUCCCUCCUGUCGCUUUACUGAGAACCAGCUUUUCCAAAACCCCUUUCCUUCUCUCUCUUUUCUUUUGAAAGAAGACAACAACCAAGCUGCACUCACAGUUUCCCUGUGACUGCUCUCUUCUCUUUGUGCACCUCUGCUGUGUUUUUGUUUUUUUUGUUUUUUUGUUUGUUUUUUUUUUCUUACUUUUAAAGCAGCAAGGAAGGACUGUUGAAUAGGCAGAUGCUGGGUUGGGGACUUGCCUCUGAGCCCACAGCUCGGCUCAGAUAGCAACUUGCUCGAAUGGGAAGAACUGUCAACCACAGGCUGCAAGUGGACUGCUGGGGUAACUUCUCUUUUUUGAAUGACCUUUUUUUUAAGGAAAUGACCUAGAAAUAUCAGUGUUUUUUCUUUUAGCAAAGGAGAAGUGUUGGCCUAAUGAAUUUACCACAAUUUAAAAGCCUAUUUGAAUUUGCCCUAGUGCACUGAACAGGCCCAGCACCAGCAUCAUCAUGAGUCUCUCCUCCCUUGGCCAGAUUGUGUUCUUCGCUGCCACCAACAACUUCUCCUCCUCCUCAGUUUCCUCACUUUUAUGAUGCUUUUAAAUCUAGCUACAACUUGAGCCAACAAAGACAAGUGUUAAAAAGAUGGUACAUUGAAUGGUAACUGAAAAGCUUCUUUGUAUGAGAGAUCCUUGUGUUAUCUGGCUUUAGAUUUAGAAAGACUAUCAAAAAAAAAAAGCGCUUUAGAGUUUAAUAAUAAGCUUCCGUGCACAGAAUAUAAACUGAUUGAUGAUUACAAUAUGACAGGCAAAUGCAUAUUUUGCAAAUAUUUAGAUCAAAAUGUAAAAAAAAAAAAAGAGGAAAAAAAAUCUAGGUGACUGAACACAUGUUGGGAUCCUGAAAGACCGUGCUAGUUUUAGACUCAAGUCUAAAAACGUCUACACUUGUAGACAUUCAGUUCUUUCACUGGACAGACAACCAAUCAAGACAGAUUUACUAUCUCGUUCUUUCUUUAUCCAUUCAUUUUUUUUCGUCUUGUCAGGUUCCACCUGUGUAUAGGUGACUUCUCGGUGUAGAAUGGAGCCACACCACCCUUCCUACCCCCAACUCGGCAGAAAGCAGCGGCUGCCUUAGGUUCAGUGUGUGGUGUUUGUCCACUCAGUGCACGUGUCUAACCUUAAUCAGACAGCAACGGCUAGCCUAAUGUCUGUGAACAGUUAGGGGAAUGUACCUGACACGUCUGUGUUCACUCUGUUGUGGCUCAGUGUUUCCUCCUCAUCAAGGGAAACUGUUGAGAGGAAAGGCAACUUCAUCUGUGCUAAGCUCUGCACAAAAUCCUUGGACAUGCGCACAAAGAGUUUGCUUUUGUUAGAUGUUUUUUGGAUCAUUCAUUGUGUUUUUUGUUUUAAAUUUGUUUUAGUUCCUGAGAUAUGUUAGGUUUUUUGGGCGGGGGGAUUUAUUAGAUGUCCCUAUGCCAUCGAUUCCUUCAGAAAAAUAUGCUUGCAUUUGAAUUGGUGUUACAAAUUACACAGGCUAAAGCACAACAAAUAAAAUAGAACUAGUUAUUGGA